This is a messenger RNA of Porites lobata, 1245 nucleotides long. The record is from the annotation of a GenBank genome assembly. NCBI's taxonomy places the organism in Eukaryota, Metazoa, Cnidaria, Anthozoa, Scleractinia, Poritidae.
AUGAAGGAAGGCAGACGUGCGAUUCUGAGCUCGCGAGUUAUUGGACUUGUACUUAUUUUGUGUCUUGUUCAUACCUUGAGGAAAGAUAAACAAGAUUAUUCUUUUACCAGCGAGUACUUUGGUCUAUGUUUCCCGCAUUCCUCGUCGGUUAAAGAGGUAAACUGGGAUACGAGACACUGUACAAAAUGGCGGACACACGUGCAUGUCAUUAUCAGUAUGAGAGUGAAACGAGCAAGCGCUACUACAGCCUACUACGCCAACUCAACCUCUACCUUUAGACCUGUUAUACAACUGCUACAUGACGUGGAACUUAACCCUGGACCUGCAAACUGCUCUAGUGGAGACAAGUCAGAAAAGUCAAAUGGCAAUGUUAAAAUCGCACAUCUUAAUGUUCGCUCGCUCAAAUGCCGUGAGCAUUUCGUUCUUGUAAAGAAUGCGGUACUGGAAAAUAAGUUUGAUAUAUUUACCGUAUCCGAAACAUGGCUCAACAGUUCAGUUACGGAUUUGGAGAUAGAAAUCCCUGGCUAUGUUAUCUACCGAAUCGACCGACAGGCGAGGGUUGGCGGUGGAGUAUGUGCUUAUGUCUCACGAAAUUACAGGACGGACUACUUGAGUGACAUUUCUCUUAUCACGGCCUCUGGCUUCCAUCAACUGUGGCUAAAAAUCCACGUCAGAAACAUGAAGUCCUUCCUUGUCUGUACAACCUAUAGACCACCGGACACUUCUUUAUCUUGUUUCGAUUCAGAUCUUACGGAGAACUUUAUUUAUGCCUCGUCGUUUAAUGUUCCAAUUUAUCUAUUAGGUGAUUUGAACUGCAGACUUGAGAAUAGCGACGAUCCUGGAGCUAAAGCCCUUGUUAACUUUUGCCGUUCCUAUAACUUGUCAAUAUUGAUCAACACACCAACACGAGUUACAGAGACUUCGAAAUCAAUUUUAGAUGUUAUCCUUGCAUCGGAUACAAGACAAGUCCAAACGGCUACAGUUAUGGAAAGCUCGAUCAGCGACCAUGAGCUAAUUUAUGUCACCUUAAGAUUGAAGAAGGCGCGCUCCAAACCCAUUUAUAUUACUACCAGAAGUUUUAAACACUACAGUCCUAUUGAUUUCAGCAACGACGUAUCAUUGGCACCGUGGUCCAUAGUCGAUGUUUUCGACGAUGUCGAGGAUAAAAUUUAUGCAUUUGAUUCGCUGUUUACUGAGAUACUCGACCGUCAUGCUCCAGUUAAAACCUUUUUAAGCACGCUGUAA